Molecule: messenger RNA, 1927 nt
Organism: Zootoca vivipara (common lizard)
Lineage: Eukaryota; Metazoa; Chordata; Lepidosauria; Squamata; Lacertidae
Biological process (GO): regulation of transcription by RNA polymerase II
Cellular component (GO): nucleus
Molecular function (GO): DNA-binding transcription factor activity, RNA polymerase II-specific
Source: RefSeq, a predicted model, not a curated record
AGGAGGAGGAGGAGGAGGAGGGGGUCACAGUCCCUCCCUUUAUUUUUAUUUUCCUCUUUUUUGUGCAGGGAAGGAAAUCGUCUUCUCGUCGAGGGGGAGGAGGCUGGUGCCUGGAGAGGUCAAACAGAGACUCAAGGCGACUUACAGAUAAAAUAAGAACAGCGAAAAAGUUUCCGAAAGCCCAUUGGGACAAGAAAGUAUUCACCUGCCGGCGGAAAGACACCAAGGAAAGAGCUUCUCUGGCUUUUCUAGGGAGGCAAUUCAAAAGUGGGGGAGCAGCCACCAAGAAGGCCCUCUCCCGUGUCCCCACCCAAUGUGCCAGGGAGGGUAGCGGGACAGAGAAAAAGGGCCUCCACUGCAGAUCUCAAAACCCAGGUCAAAAGCAGGAAAACUAAAAUUAUAGGAAUUCAUAUGUGGUGUGAGCAGAAAGAAGGGAGAAAACACGUCUAGAAAUCCAAGGAUACCUUUGAGGCACAAAGGAAACCAGAGAGAGAAACCCUUCCAUGUUGCUGCUAUCUAUGAAAUCUUGAUCCCAGUGGAAUAUGACAAAGGGACAAUAAGCAAGGGAAAAGGGCCCUGGGGUGGGGAGGCGGGAUAUUCUAAAAUAAACCAAAGUUAAAUAAAUAUUGCGGAGCCCACACCAGGGGAGAAGCCAUAUAAAUGCAAGGAGGGCAGCAAGAGUUUGCUAAGGAAGCACUUCCUGAACAUCAAAUAGCCAACACAGGGAUGAAACCAUAUAAAUACAUGUGGAGUUAUGCACAUAGCAGAAGCCUUACGGCACAUGAAGGAACCCACACAGGAGAUAAGCCACAUGAAUGCAUGCAGUGUGGAAAGAGCUUCAGUUUCAUUGGAAACCUUAGUACACAUGAAAGAACCCACACAGGAGACAAACCGUAUACAUGUACGGAGUGUGGAAAGAGCUUCAGCCAGAGUGGACACCUUAGUUUACAUCAAAGAACCCACACAGGAGAGAAGCCAUAUGAAUGCACGCAGUGUGGAAAGAGCUUCAGUUACAUUGGAAACCUUAUUUCACAUGAAAGAACCCACACGGGAGAAAAACCCUAUAUAUGCACAGUGUGCGGAAAGCGGUUCAGUCAGAGUGGACACCUUACUUUACAUCAGAGAACCCACACUGGGGAGAAACCAUACGAAUGUCGUGAAUGUGGAAAGAGGUUUAGUCAGAGUGGCCUCCUAACUUCACAUCAGAGAACCCACACAGGGGAGAAACCAUAUGAAUGCAAAGAGUGUGGAAAGAGAUUCAGUCAGAGUGGACACCUUCGUUUACAUCAGAGAACCCACACGGGGGAGAAACCUUACGAAUGCCACGAAUGUGGAAAGAGCUUCAGUCAAAAUGGACGCUUAACUUCACAUCAAAGAACUCACACAGGAGAGAAACCAUAUCAAUGCAUGGAGUGUGGAAAGCGCUUCAGUCAAACUGGGCACCUUACUUCACAUCAGAGAAUCCAUAAACGGGAGAAGCCACACAAAUGUCUGGAGUGUGGAAAGGGUUUCAUGGAUAAUGGAGCACUUACUAAACAUCAAAGAAUCCACACAGAAGAAAAACCACACACGUGUUUGGAGUGUGGAAAGAGCUUCAGUCGAAAGGCAAACUUUAGUUCACAUGAAAAAACCCACACAGGGGAGAAACCAUUCAAAUGUCUGGAGUGUGGAAAGAGUUUUAAUUCUCGUAGGAGUCUUACUUUACAUCAGAAAAACAUGGGAGAGAAACCCUGUAUAUGCGCUGAGUGUGGAAAGAGCUUCAGUACAAGCUGCAAAUUUACUUCACAUCAAAGAACCCAUACAAUGGAUCAGCCAUAUGAAAUAGCAUGGAAUUUGCAACAGCUUGAAUUAGAAUGAAAUGUAUUGACCCACGGAUUGAAAGUUCCUCUCUCCCUAGAAUUGUAGUGUUGGAAGGGUCCCCCAGGGG